AAAUAUUUCAUGAUUCUUGAUAUUCUUAGGUCAUCGAUACGUCAAACAGUUUUUCUUUUGACAAAUUCUUUAUAAAUCUUGUCGAUCGAUAGAAAUUUUAUCACGUGAUACAAUCAAAUUAUUAUUAAAUUCUGGACCAAUAGGAAUCGUAUAAGGGAAAUGUAUAAUAUCUUCGUCCAAUAAGAAGCAAAUCCUUUAUCAUCGACGAAUUUCGUAGAUAGUAGUAAGUUAAAUACGCGUUUAAAGAAGGGAAAGAAAUUUUAUAAAAUUUAAAGAUUAUAAAAUUUAGAUAGUUAAUGAAUUAAAAAAAUUUUCUCGAAAAAAAAAGUCAAACGAAAUUAAAUGAAUAAUCAUUUAAAAGAUGUCUAUUAUUUCGUAACUCGUUACAUAAUGUUAUCCGAAUGACUCAUUGAGACAAGAAAGCAGUAUUUCACAAACACACACACACACAUAUAGAAAAUGAUGUAAACGUAAACAGGAAGAACGAAUGGAGUCAUAAUCGAGCACACAUAGACGAAGUUAUACGAGGAUAUAUGAGAAAACAGAAAUAAAAGAACGAAGAAGAAGAAAAAAAAAAUAAUAAUAAAUAAAUAAAUAAAGCAAGAUGGUUCGUGAAUUCGAUAAGAAUUUUUUCGAACGUGCAUUGCGUUUUGGUUACAAGGACGAAACGAUAGAGGUACUCGAAUACGACGUUAAAAAUUGUUGCGCGAAGGGUGCGAAUUUUCUCAGCGAUUUGUAUCGUUCGACGUUGAAAUUGAAACGAUCUACGAAUGUAAAUGAUAAGGAAUACAAUAUAAACGUUAUAAUCAAAUGCGAGCCUUCCAUGGACGCAUCGGCAUUAGAAAUUUGUUCUCAACAAAAUUUAUUCAAGACGGAAUUAAAAAUAUAUACCGACGUGUUGAAAGAAAUCGAAAGGAUAACUUGUCAAAAGAUCGGACCUAAAUUAUUAUACAGUUCGAAGGAUUCCAAGAUUUUCGUUAUGGAGGAUCUAAACGUCGAAGGAUACAAAACAAUGGAUCGACAAAAAGGAUUAUCGUUGCAUCAUUGUCUCUUAUUAAUUUACAAAAUGGCCGCUUUACAUGCCGGCUCGGUUGCAUUUUGCGAGAAGAAUCCGGAAUUAGCGAAAUCCUUCAAAGGUGGUAUACUCGUUAACGUACUGGAAAGUUUUCUAAAACUAUCCGAAAUUAGUAUAAUUAACGCUUGUGGUGAAAUACGUCGUUGGUCGAACGAUUAUCACGAUUGUGCAGAUAAAUUGGAAAGAUUUGCUAGCAGAAUGAGGAGAAAAGAGGAUAUCGCUGAGAUUUAUCAAUACGAAAUGGAUGAAUUUUGCGUUAUUAAUCAUGGCGACUGUUGGAUCAAUAACAUCAUGUUCAAGGACAACGAGUUGGGCGAGCCCAGUGAAGUUUUAUUGGUGGAUUAUCAAAUGUCGGUUUAUUCUUCGCCGGCCAUUGAUUUGCUUUACUUUUUGAAUAUUUGUCCGGAUAAUAAAUUGAAGUACGAGAAGGAGGAUUAUUUUUUGAAAAUAUAUAUUAGGACGUUGGGCAAUAUAAUGAGGACAAUUGGUUGUGUCACUAAACCACCGACUAUAAAAGAUUUAAAACGAUCGAUGUAUAAGAGACGAUUGUACGCAAUUUUUUCAGGUAUCGUAUUGUAUCCACGUAUGGUUGCAGACGAGUGUGAACAUUUUGAGGAGGUAUUAGGUAAAUUAGAUGGCAAAACCAAGUUAAACGUUUUUAAGAAAGAAGAGGCAAUCGUGUCGACGCGUAAAUUUAUUAAAUUUAUGAAUCAACAGAGUUAUUUCGAUUGAAUUAUUUUAUACGACGUAAGGUUAUUAAUUCAUUCGUUAAUUAAUUAAAAAAAUUAUAAUAAUGAUAAGACUUGUGUUUCAUAAAAGUGUCAUUAGAAUAAGUUAAUAAGUUGAUUGCAAUAAAAAUAGUUACUUGUGUAAUUAUUAAAUAUAUAUAUAUAUAUAUAUUUAUUUA
Molecule: messenger RNA, 1982 nt
Organism: Vespula pensylvanica (western yellowjacket)
Lineage: Eukaryota; Metazoa; Arthropoda; Insecta; Hymenoptera; Vespidae
Exons: 5
Coding region: 605-1807 (400 amino acids)
Source: RefSeq, a predicted model, not a curated record